AAACGGUCGCGUUUGAGCUUUACGUUCGCGGCGUCCUGCACAGUCCGGUGAGUCACCGUCCGCGUUGGAAUACAGAGAGAGAGAGAGAGAGAAAGAGGCGGAUAGUGAACGGGAAAGAACUGGAGCUGCGAGCAUGGCGGUCGAAGAGGAAGGUCUUCGGGUUUUCCAGAGUGUCAAAAUAAAAAUCGGUGAAGCAAAGAACAUCCCUCCAUAUCCAGGUCCGAAUAAAAUGCGGGAUUGUUACUGCACAGUCAACCUGGACCAGGAGGAAGUGUUUCGAACCAAAACCAUAGAGAAGUCUUUGUGUCCGUUCUACGGCGAGGACUUUUAUUGUGAAAUCCCACGCAGUUUCCGCCAUCUGUCCUUUUACAUCUUUGACAGAGACGUGUUCAGAAGGGACUCCAGCAUCGGUAAAGUGGCUGUGAAGAAGGAAGACCUGCAAAAAUACCACGGUAAAGACCACUGGUUCCCGCUGCAGCCGGUCUGUGCAGACUCAGAGGUUCAGGGAAAGGUUCACCUGGAGCUGCGUCUCAGUGAGGUCAUCACAGACAGCGGAGUCAUCUGCCACAAGCUGGCAACACGGGUUUUAGAGUGUCAGGAUCUGCCCAUAGUGAAUGGCCAGUGUGAUCCGUACGCCGCUGUGUCUUUACUUGGCCCCUCCAGGUCAGAAGCCAAGAAGACGAAGGUCAAACGGAAAACCAACAAUCCUCAGUUUGAUGAGGUCUUCUUUUUUGAGGUGACAAAACCGCUGAGUUACACCAAACGACAGUUUGACGUGGAAGAGGACGACGUGGACAAGCUUGCGCUUAAGGUGGAUCUGUGGACCGCCAGCAAUCUGAAGUUCGGAGACGAGUUUCUCGGAGAGGUACGGGUGCCGCUGAAGGUGCUGGGACAGUCGGGUGUUCAUGAUGCAUGGUACUUCCUGCAGCCAAGAGAUAACGGUAAUAAAUCAGUGAAGGCUGAUGAGCUGGGCUCGUUACGACUCAACAUCAUUUACACGGAGGACCACGUGUUCCCCACAGAGCAUUAUAACCCACUCCGAGACCUGCUGCUGCUGCAGUCUGCGCAUGUCGAGUGUGUCUGUGUGCAGCCCGUCUCUGCGUCCGCAGCUCACAUCUUGGGCGAGGUGUGCCGUGAGAAGCAGGAAGCCGCUGUCCCGCUGGUGCGACUCUUCCUGCACUAUGGCAAAAUCGUGCCUUUCCUCAGUGCCAUUGCCCACGCAGAGAUCAACCGCACACAGGAUCCCAACACCAUAUUCCGGGGAAACUCACUGACGUCCAAAUGCAUUGAUGAGACCAUGAAGCUGGCAGGGAUGCAUUACCUGCGGGUCACACUCAAACCCAUCAUUGAUGAAAUCUGCACUGACCACAAACCUUGUGAGAUCGACCCCGUCAAGCUGAAGGAGUCUGAGAACUUAGACACAAACAGGGAAAACUUACGGCAGUACGUUGACCGGAUCUUUAACGUCAUCACCAGCUCGGGUGUGAGCUGUCCGACAGUCAUGUGUGACAUCUUCUUUUCGCUGCGAGAGUCUGCAGCGUCACGCUUUCAGGUCGACCCGGAUGUGCGCUACACGGCUGUCAGCAGUUUCAUCUUCCUCCGUUUCUUCGCUCCUGCUAUCUUGUCACCGAACCUCUUCCACCUGCGGCCGCAUCACCCGGAUCCGUGCACGUCUCGGACACUGACUCUCAUUUCCAAAACCAUCCAAACACUGGGAAGCCUGGCCAAGUCCAAAUCUGCCAAUUUCAAAGAGUCCUACAUGGCCGCCUUCUAUGACUACUUCAAUGAGCAGAAGUACGCCGAUGCAGUAAAGAACUUCCUGGAUCUGAUCUCAUCCUCGGCCCGCUGGGAUCAGAAGAGCAUUGAGACGCCCAUCAUGCUGAAGGAAGGAUUCAUGAUCAAACGAGCUCAAGGGCGAAACCGCUUCGGUCUGAAGAACUUCAAGAAGAGAUGGUUCCGCUUGACCAACCACAAGUUCACCUACCAUAAAACCAAAGGAGAGGGUGCUCUGUGCAGCAUCCCUAUUGAGAACAUCCUGGCUGUAGAGAGACUAGAGGAAGAGUCCUUCAAAAUGAAGAACAUGUUCCAGGUCAUCCAGCCGGAGAGGGUGCUCUACAUCCAGGCCAAUAAUUGCGUGGAGGCCCGUGACUGGAUCGACAUCCUAACCAAGGUCAGUCAGUGUAACCGCAAGCGCCUGAGCACGUACCACCCGUCGGCCUACCUCAACGGACACUGGCUCUGCUGCAAGCUGUCUGCAGACACUGCACCCGGCUGCACGCCCUGCACAGGGGGACUUCCUGCCAACAUCCAGCUGGACGUGGAUGGAGACAGAGAGACGGAGAGGAUCUACUCGCUCUACAGCACGUACAUGUCCAAACUAGUGAAGAUGCAGGAGGCCUGUGGCAGUAAGUCGGUGUACGAUGGCCCAGAGCAGGAGGAAUACUCCACGUUUGUGAUCGACGACCCGCAGGAGACGUAUAAAACCUUGAGACUCGUCAUCUCAGCCGUACAGACACUGGAGCAGCAGCACAUGCAGUACAAACGAGACAAGUUCAGGAAAACCAAGUACGGCAGCCAGGAACAUCCAAUCGGUGAUCAGAGCUUCCAGUGUUACAUCCGCCAGCAAUCAGAAAGCUCCACCUACUCCAUCUAACCACGCCCACUGCAGACACUGUACAGUCUCCAUGGCAACAACCGCAUCUCAAACAGGAAACUCUUGAGUUGUGAUUGACAGGGGGGUGGCCACAGACAAAAGUUAAACCUCUGGUGCUUUUAUAUGAUUUUAAUCAAUCAACAGCUUCCUCUGAAUGGCGUGGGCCGCCGUGCACUUUAUACGUCACACGCACCUGUGGACCAUGUAGCUCCGCCUCACGGCACGUUAUAACAUUUUAUGAUGUUUUUAAGCUAGGAGACGACCAGAUGUCCUCUAGCUGUGGAUCAUGUUUUUAUAAACAGAGUGUUGGGCCAAAGGACAGAUCCCACAAUCCUUUGCUUUGAAAGAGUUUUUAGAUGUCGGUGGAUGUGAGACCUGCGACUGAACCUGAUGAACUAUAACCAUGUUUUUAACUCAUAUAGAAAUAUUCUGCUCUGUUUCUCCCUGCACUUCCCCUUACUCACCCUUGUGUCAUCAUGCCAGCUGAAGCAGUGCUGCAUUGUGGGAAAUUUGUCAUGCCGUGUGUGUUAAAGCAUGCAGACUCUUAUGCCAGCCGUUUCCAGCAUGUGGCGUGACGCUAAACCACUUUCUGAUGGUUAGUGGGUCCAGUUGUGUUCAGCAUCACAUUUGUGUUUUUAUACUUUCUGUUGUGUCUCACAGCUUGUGUGUGUGUGUGUGUGUGUGUGUGUGUGUGUGUGUGUGUGUGUGUGUGUGUGUGUGUGUGUUUUAAUCUGAAGCAAGCGUGCAUGAGUGUGUUUCAAUGAUUAAUAUGAUUAAUAACUCCCUUUUUAUCACAUCACGCUUUAUAGAGAUCUAUGAUAUGAAUGUGAUUAUUUUGAUGCAUUUCAUGAAAUCUGUCAAGAUCAUGCCCUGCUCAUAUUUCACCCUAAAAUCAAAUCUAUCUAUAUAUCUAUCUAUCUGUAUAUAUACAUACACACAUACACACACAGUUAAGCUUAAAGAAACUGAGACAUUUUACAAGCAUUAAGAGUCUUUGCAUUGCAAAAUAUUUUACUGUAAUGUAUGGUAGAACCUGUUUCUGCUACAAAAUAAAAAACAAUUGUAAAGUAAUUGCACUGAAAAAAAUGGUGUAGAAAAUUUUCAUUUGGAAAAUGCUAGUAAA
Messenger RNA from Cyprinus carpio (common carp), 3776 nucleotides. Its product is annotated as ras GTPase-activating protein 3-like. Lineage: Eukaryota; Metazoa; Chordata; Actinopteri; Cypriniformes; Cyprinidae. The record is from RefSeq and is a predicted model, not a curated record. Gene Ontology annotation, biological process: negative regulation of Ras protein signal transduction; regulation of GTPase activity; intracellular signal transduction. Gene Ontology annotation, molecular function: GTPase activator activity.